GGCGUGCGGCUGGCGGCCCCUGCUCGUGGUUCCGGCCCCCGGCCCGCCCCCGCCUCGCCGGCCUCCCUCCACGCCGGUGCGCGGCGCCCCGUCCCAGUCGCGGCCGCAGCUGUCGCCCCUCCCGGGCUUGAGAGCGCGGAGCCGCGAGGCCGGGCCGGGCCGCCGGCCGGUACUGCUGGGGGCGCGGCGCCGACGCCGAGGCGCGGCCAUGGAGGGGGAGCCCCGCGCCGGGGUCGCGCUGGUCCCGGGGCCGAGCGGCCGCGGGCCUUCCGCCCGCCGCGCCCGCCGCCCGGGGCUGCUGCUCCCCGGCCUCUGGCUGCUGCUGCUCGCCCGGCCGGCCUCGUGCGCCCCAGAUGAGCUCUCUCUGGAACAGCACAACCUUUCCUCAUCUUCCGUGGAGCCCACGCUGAAGCAGAGCACCGCGCACAGCGCCGCACAUGUGGCCUUAACAGAAACCACUGCAGGGUCCCAGCAAAGCAGAUCUCUCCACGUCAUCUCAUCUCCAUCCGUCAUUACUUUUGAUACCACCUUUUUUAAUCAGGGAAAACGGACCCCCAGUACAGCAGAUCACAGUAUCUUUGUGGUAAAUUACAUGUCUGUGACGAGCAAUGAGGUGCUCGGAGAUGAUGACGAAAUGGAUAACUUUUUGCCAGAAACUCACUGGACUGCUUCCCGCGUGGUUUCUCCUGUACAGUCCAUGACAGUCAGCCCACCAGGGCUGCCUGAGGAAACGCUGGGCCCAGUGCUGACUCCAUCCCUUCCCAUUAUUUCUUUACACAGUGAGAAAGGGACAUCAGCGUUGCAAAACACAGUGCAGCUUCCGACAACGUACGCUGAAUCCCCCAGUCAUCUCAGUGCUCUUCGGUCAGCUUUUCCCACGUCCGCGGGCACAAGGCCAAUCCCUAGUAGGAAUGUGGUGCUUUAUCCUACUGACUCCCAUGGGCACUUACCCACCAGGACUUUACCGGAGAUCACGGCUUCAGGAACAGAGGACGUAGAAACCGUCCUUUUUAGCCUGGAGUCUGCAGUGCCUCAGCCCGGGGACGAGGGCAGUACCCGGCAGCCGCCGUCCCCCACCCCACCUCCAGAGGACGUUCUGGCUGCAGAUACAGACAGCUUCCCUGAUGUGACCUCUGCUUUGAGCCCAAGUCUAAAAGAAAGCUUCUCUCCAGGAACAUCGCCUGCUGCAGCUCUGGCACAGACCGCCCUGGCCUGCAGCAGCUGCGGCCGCCUCACCAAUUCAGCUUUGUUUUCCAGCCCUCUUGUGUUGGUUUCCUUCUCUACUCAGUCCGCUGAGGUUUCGUGUAACCCCACUCCCACUGGCAGUUCCAGUGUAGCAUCAGAAUUGCCUGGCAGUUCGGUGGCCCCAAGUCUCGGGGACGACACUCAUGUCUCAAGCCCAGUGUCUUUGCUCAGCCGGGACCCGUGUUGCACUUCCUGUGCUUCCACGCCUGGGCUCCUUCAGUCAGUCGGCCUCCUGGAGAAGGACGUGGGAUCGGGGGAUGGUGCAGAGACCCUGUCUGGGGCCAUGUUGGAGGUGCACAGCCUCUCGCCCCUGAGCAGCGUGGGGGUGGACUUCUCUGACUUUGAGGAACAGUCUCAAGAAUACAGCACACUUUUCCCCUCAAGACCGAUUGUUCCACUCUCUUCUCCCUCCACAGUAAUCUCAGAAGUGAGCACUGGUAUUCCAGCUGAGGUGGAUGCGAGCGGGGUCAUGACCACACAGGCCUACCCUUCCCAGAGCCUCCUCCCUGUCCUGGUGUCACACGAUGUGGCUCCUUUCGGCUCCCCCUCUGUGGCUGGAACUCGAGGAGUGCCGUCCAGCGCGACAGCUGUGUUUUCCUCUGCCAUCGCCCAUGUUCUCCUUGACUCAUCUUUCUCCGUCCCUGCAAACACGCGCACACCGUCGCUGGCUGGCAGAGACUCGCGUCUUUUUACAUCUUACAGUUUGGGUCCUUCGGCAGAGCCUUCGUUUUUCCCUGACAGAGAACCUGUUGGUUUUUCUGAAUGUGAAACUGGAAGUAUUUUGGAUUUCGCAUCCAGUUUUUUCCCUACUCCACCCCUGGAAGUGAGCAGCUCUGUCCCAACAUCUUCAGAAGUACCUGCUUCUCCAUCUCUGACGCUGCGUGAUUUGCCAACCUACAUUUCUCUGGCACUUUCUACCUUGGUUGAGACACUUUCAUUGUCCGGCCCUGUCAAUGUGCAGUCACCUCAGCUUGCUGUUCCUAAUUCCACCAGCCUUGAAUUUUCUCAGCUCCAGCCAAGUUCCGACCUUCUUUUAAAUACAUUCACUUUACUACCUAGUUACUCUGAAAUGUCACUGUUGUCAAGCUUCCCAUCUGAUUCUCUCAAAUUCUCUGAGGCAUCAACAGUUUCACUGACAGAUUCUAAAGCUCAUUUUACCUCGGUCCUCACUGCAACUACCUCCUAUUUUGAGUUGUCACUCAGUUCCCAUGAACCUGCAGUCACUACACUGGUGUCCCCCAUUUCUGAGCCUGUCCUUGACAUUUUGACUGCUGGAGGUCACCUCAUCUCAUCUUUGACAGUUUUUCCCACUCCACCCAUUUUAACAGAGUCUCUCUUUCCAAUUCUGACACCUUCCGAUGGCGACGUCAGCACUACAGAUGAUCACACGUCUUUUUUCUCCUCCUUCAAAGUCAUUCCUGCCACUCCAGCAGUGGCCACCAGUGUGUACCCAUCAUCAGCGUCCUCAUUGGUUUCUGAGGCCAUCCCCUCACUUCUGCCUGCAGAGCCCGUACCUAUGGGUCCAUCAUUCACACCUCCAGAUUUGCCAGUGAGCAGCCUCCCUGAACCGAGCACCCCUGGUAACAGUGCCGCCCCUGGCAGUGCCGUUGCCACCUCCCUGAAUAGCCAAACCGUGAGUCAGCGUCCCCACGAGAGCAGCACGGCUCCUCCGCCGCCAUCCCCCCGUCCCGUGACAGGCCCCACUCCUGAAGCAGCAGUGGGGACUCCAGCACUGGUCGCCACCAAGCCGCCAUAUGUGUGUGAUAUUACAGUUCCCGACGCCUAUUUGAUCACGGCUGUGCUGGCCAGAAGAGCUGUGCAGGAGUACAUCAUCACAUCCAUCAAAGAGGUGUUGAGGAUUCACUUCAACCGCGCCGUGGAGCUCCAGGUUUAUGAUCUGUUCGCUGACUUCACUUUUCUGGUAACAUCUGGCCCUUUCGUUUACACAGCAAUAUCAGUCAUAAAUGUUCUUAUAAAUAGUAAACUUGUACGUGACCAAACUCCUUUAAUUCUGGCUGUGAAACCUUCCUACCUUGUGCCAGAGUCCAGGUUCCAAGUUCAAACAGUACUCCAGUUUGUGCCUCAGAGUGUGGACACUGGCUUCUGCAACUUCACCCAGCGUAUCGAGAAAGGCCUUAUGACAGCUCUCUCUGAAGUGAGAAAACACCACCAGGGGGCGUAUAACCUCACGGUGCAGAUCUUGAAUAUCACCAUGGGUUCCUCAAGGGCGGCGCCUCGGCGGGGCCCUGUGAAUAUUGUCUUUGCCGUCAGAGGCGCCCAGGGGUUUCUGAAUGGGUCUGAAGUGAGCGAGUUGCUCAGGAACCUGAGUGUGGUGGAGUUCAGUUUCUACCUGGGAUUCCCGGUGCUACAGAUCGCCGAGCCCUUCCAGUACCCCCAGCUCAACUUAUCGCAGUUGUUGAAGUCCUCUUGGGUAAGAACAGUUCUCCUGGGAGUCAUUGAGAAGCAGCUCCAAAAUGAAGUGUUUCAGACUGAGAUGGAACGCAAACUGGCCCAGCUGCUCAGUGAGGUGUCUACCAGAAGGCGGGUGUGGAGAAGGGCCACCAUCACUGCGGGGAACAGCGUGGUGCAGAUGGUCAAUGUGUCCAGGCUAGAGGGAGAUGAUGAUCCCGUGCAGCUCGUCUACUUUGUGGAGGAUCAAGAUGGAGAAAGACUUAGUGCAGUCAAGUCUUCAGAUCUGAUUAACAAGAUCGAUAUCCAGAGAGCAGCCAUUAUCUUGGGUUACCGAAUUCAAGGUGCUGUUGCUCAACCCGUGGACAGGGUGAAGAGGCCGUCUGCGGAGUCCCAGGGCAGCAGCCUCUGGGUCAUCGUCGGCGUGGUUGUUCCGGUGCUGGUGGUGACAGUGAUCGUCGUCAUCCUCUACUGGAAACUCUGCCGCACGGACAAGUUGGACUUUCAGCCUGACACGGUGGCCAACAUUCAGCAGCGUCAGAAGCUGCAGAUCCCCAGUGUGAAGGGCUUCGACUUUGCUAAGCAGCAUCUGGGUCAGCACAACAAGGAUGACGUCUUGAUUAUUCAUGAGCCAGCACCACUGCCAGGACCGGUGAAGGACCACACCACGCCCUCUGAGAAUGGAGACGUGCCGAGCCCCAAGGCAAAGAUCCCUUCCAAGAACGUCCGGCACAGAGGAAGAGUUUCUCCUUCAGAUGUUGACUCUACAGUAAGUGAAGAAUCCAGUGAGAGGGAAGCAGGAGACAAGACGCCAGGAGCAGUGAACAAUGGCAAGUCCCACCGAGCCCCACAGAGCGGCCCACCACCACCCAGUUCAGGGAACGAGCAGCACUCAUCAGCCUCCAUCUUUGAGCAUGUGGACAGGAUCUCCCGUUCCUCAGAGGCCAGUCGGCGGGUCCCCAGUAAGAUCCAGCUGAUCGCUAUGCAGCCGAUCCCAGUGCCUCCGGUGCAGCACUCCAUACUGGCUGACCGGGUGGCAGAAACCAACAAAAUUAACAAAGAGAUUCAGACGGCGCUGCGGCACAAAUCCGAGAUCGAGCACCACCGGAACAAGAUCCGGCUGCGCGCCAAGCGCCGCGGGCACUACGAGUUCCCGGUGGUGGACGACCUGUCGUCGGGCGACACGCGGGAGCGGGAGCGGCACCGGGUGUACCGCCGGGCGCAGAUGCAGAUCGACAAGAUCCUGGACCCCGCGGCCAGUGUGCCCUCGGUGUUCAUAGAGCCGCGGAAGAGCUCGAGGAUAAAACGCUCCCCUAAGCUGCGCCGGAAACACCAGGUCAACGGCUGCCCCGGAGAUGCUGAGAAGGACAGGCUCAUCACCACCGAUAGCGAUGGCACUUACAAAAGGCCCCCCGGUGUCCACAACUCUGCCUACAUCGGUUGCCCGUCUGAUCCUGACCUCCCGGCCGAUGUGCCGACGCCGUCCUCAGCUGAGCUGGGGAGGUAUCCGGGCUUGCCCUUCCAGACCUCCCAGUACGUCCCGCCCCAGCCGUCCAUUGAGGAGGCGCGCCAGACCAUGCACUCCCUCCUGGACGAUGCUUUUGCCCUCGUGGCCCCCAGCAGCCAGCCCACCAAUGCCGUGGCUGCAGGCCCUGGGGUCCCAGCCAGCUUGCCCGUGAACAGCACCCCUUCCCGGGAAGAGAGGCGAGCCACUCAGUGGGGGUCCUUCUACAGCCCAGCUCAGAUGGCCAACAACCCAUGCAGUAGGUAUGAAGACUAUGGGAUGACUCCCCCAUCAGGCCCAUUGCCAAGACCAGGUUUUGGCCCGGGUUUGCUGCAGUCUUCAGAGCUGGGGCCUCCGGAGCCUCAACAGCCACAGGCAUCGGCUGAAGCCCCGUUUGCCGCCCGAGGGAUCUACUCUGAGGAGGUGCCAUCGGUGGCCCGUCCUCGGCCUGUCGGGGGCACCACAGGCCCCCAGAUCCAGCACCUGACGCAGGUGGGGAUUGCGAGCAGGAUUGGAGCCCAGCCAGUGGAAAUCCCGCCAAGCAGAGGCGGUCAGUGUGGGGGACCAGGCUGGCCUUUGCACGGGGAGGAGGAAGCAGGCCGAAGAGAGGCUACACACAUGCUCGGACAUCAAGAGUAUUCCUCACCGCUGUUCCAGGUGCCAAGGACUUCAGGCAGGGAGCCCUCAGCUCCUCCUGGGAACCUCCCGCACCGGGGGCUGCCGGGGGCUGGGCUCGCCUACGCCGCCAGCUCCACGGAAGACCUGCAGCCCAGCCACUCCUCAGCCUCCCUCAUCAAAGCGAUCCGCGAGGAGCUCCUUCGGCUCUCCCAGAAACAGACCACCGUGCAGAACUUCCACAGCUGAUCAGCCUCACCAUGCAGAUUUGCCAAGUAUCUGCUUCCCGUGGAAGCAAGACCGAAAGGAACGCAACUGAGUGGGUGUUUGUGGGAGGACAACAUCUCCUGGGCUAGGAGCCCCUGUAAGAGAGCAAGUUGCAAUUUUAGAAAAUGCCAUAAGUCACAUGACAGCUCAUGAUGUUUUUAAUAAGUUGGCAAUUUUGUGGCCACUUGGGUUCAGUGGAAAUUUAUAUACUUUUGGCCAAAAGCCAGCACACUUCAUGAAGACAAACCACAAACCUAAGCUAACAAAACUACUAAGUCUCCUUUUUAAAGGCAAACGAUGAAAAUCUGUCAGUGGUACAGGGAUUAAAGGAGCCCAGCAUUUCCGUGGGAAGAUGUGAUUCAGACUGGCUUGGUUGAUGAACCUGCUGCUUUGUUUUCUGAGAAGAGAUCUGAAGACAUUUUAUUAACAGCUCGAUUUCCCUCUUUUUCUCCAUAGGAACUCAUUUUAAUAGUAAUAUUGACAGGAAGAACGCCAAGACGGUUGGGGAAUAAAAAAAGUUACUAGUGAGAAACCAAAUGAUAGCUUGUAGGGCCUGGUGAUUCGAGACAAAGCCAUCAUCUGCAUUUUUCCUUCUGGUGCUGCAGCUCCACGGGCCCCUCACCUUUAAGUCUGUGAAAUGCAACUUUGGCUUUUACAAUGGAAGAUUACAUUGAAGGCUUCAUUUGUUCUAGAAAGGAAAAACCCUCCUAUGUGGAGAAUAAAAGCUUACUAUUUA
Molecule: messenger RNA, 6776 nt
Organism: Manis pentadactyla (Chinese pangolin)
Lineage: Eukaryota; Metazoa; Chordata; Mammalia; Pholidota; Manidae
Product: KIAA1549 ortholog
Exons: 20
Coding region: 209-6022 (1937 amino acids)
Source: RefSeq, a predicted model, not a curated record